Molecule: messenger RNA, 1065 nt
Organism: Closterium sp. Yama58-4
Lineage: Eukaryota; Viridiplantae; Streptophyta; Zygnematophyceae; Desmidiales; Closteriaceae
Source: the annotation of a GenBank genome assembly
AUGUCUCACGGGCAGCACAGACGCGACAUGCUGUCCGCGAGACCCAUUGUUUACCCCGCUGCCACUCAUUCUACUCCCCCUGCUUACCCGUUGUUUCCCCCCCUCUCUUUCUUUCUUCUCCCCUGCAUACCCAUUGACUGUAUUCCUUCUUCUCCCCCCUUCUUCCCCUCCUUCUCCCCCCUGCUUCCCCUCCUUCUCCCCCCUGCUUCCCCUCCUUCUCCCCCCUGCUUCCCCUCCUUCUCCCCCCUGCUUCCCCUCCUUCUCCCCCCUGCUUCCCCUCCUUCUCCCCCCUGCUACCCCUCCUUCUCCCCCCUGCUUCCCCUCCUUCUCCCCCCCGCUUCCCCUCCUUCUCCCCCCCGCUUCCCCUCCUUCUCCCCCCUGCUUCCCCUCCUUCUCCCCCCUGCUUCCCCUCCUUCUCCCCCCUGCUUCCCCUCCUUCUCCCCCCUGCUUCCCCUCCUUCUCCCCCCUGCUUCCCCUCCUUCUCCCCCCUGCUUCCCCUCCUUCUCCCCCCUGCUUCCCCUCCUUCUCCCCCCUGCUUCCCCUCCUUCUCCCCCCUGCUUCCCCUCCUUCUCCCCCCUGCUUCCCCUCCUUCUCCCCCCUGCUUCCCCUCCUUCUCCCCCCUGCUUCCCCUCCUUCUCCCCCCUGCUUCCCCUCCUUCUCCCCCUGCUUCCCCCCUUCUCCCCCCUGCUUCCCCUCCUUCUCCCCCCUGCUUCCCCUCCUUCUCCCCCCUGCUUCCCCUCCUUCUCCCCCCUGCUUCCCCUCCUUCUCCCCCCUGCUUCCCCUCCUUCUCCCCCCUGCUUCCCCUCCUUCUCCCCCCUGCUUCCCCUCACGACAGGGUGGAAGAUAGCAAUCAGCGGCUCGCGUCGACGUGUGUAUGAGCAGCGACACAGAUCGGCGGCAAGAGGAGGAAUUCAGCUGCUAAGGCGCGGUUGUGCGAAGGGGUUCAAACGCCCCCCCACACAACCUGCUUUGGUAUGUGAGAGGGGUCUUGUCGGGGGCCUGUUCCAUAUGCUCUACAGCCCCUCGCACUCACCGCUGCGGCCACACCACUCCCCUCCCCUCUGA